UUCUGAUUUCCAAAAACCAUCUUCAUCAUCUAAUUCCCAUCUAGAUCACGAUGCCUGACGGUGGAUACGCAGAAACUUACAGUCCUCGCAAGGUCCUCGACGACCCUUCAUUCCGCGUCCUCGCAUCUGGAGAGGCCCCUGCCUCAGAUGCAAACAUCGCGGCAUUCUAUAACCCCAAUCACUGAAAUCCACCUUGUGGAAAAGCCACGCCCAACGCCAGGGCCUGGACAAGUGCUGGUGCACGUCCGUGCAACUGGGAUCUGCGGAAGUGACGUUCAUUUCUGGAAGCAUGGACGCGUUGGUGAUUCUAUGGUUGUGACUGAUGAGUGUGGUUCCGGACACGAGUCUGCAGGAGAGGUCAUUGAAAUAGGUGAGGGCGUGACUCAGUGGAAAGCAGGGGACCGCGUUGCAAUCGAGGCCGGCGUACCCUGCUCGAAACCUUCUUGUGAAUAUUGCAGGGUCGGUAGGUAUAACGCUUGUCCUGAUGUUGUCUUCUUCUCCACUCCUCCUUUCCAUGGAACCCUAACUCGCUAUCACUUGCACCCUGCUGAGUGGCUGCACCGCUUGCCUGAUUCCCUUUCCUUCGAAGAAGGCUCUCUUUGCGAGCCCCUGGCUGUAGCUCUCGCAGGCGUCGAGCGUGCUGGUCUCCGCCUUGGUGACCCCACUUUGAUCUGUGGCGCUGGACCGAUCGGUCUCGUUUCUCUUCUUUCGGCACGUGCUGCAGGCGCCGAGCCCAUUGUAAUCACCGAUCUGUUCCAGAGCCGCCUCGACUUUGCAAAGAAGCUCGUUCCUGGUGUGCGUACGGUACUGAUCGAGCGUGGUUUGACGCCAAAGGAUGCGGCCCAAAAGAUCAAAGCCGCCGCUGAUGGCCCUGUGAAGGUUGCGAUUGAGUGCAGCGGUGUGGAGAGCAGUGUGCAUACUGCAAUACAUGCAACGCAAUUUGGUGGAAAGGUAUUCAUCAUUGGCGUCGGCAAGAACGAACAAGUGUUCCCGUUCAUGCACCUGAGUGCCAAUGAGAUAGAUGUUAGUUUCCAAUACAGAUAUGCUAACCAGUACCCUAAAGCCAUACGCCUUGUCGCUGGCGGUCUGAUCAACUUGAAGCCUCUGGUUACGCAUCGAUUUAAACUGGAGGAUGCUGUUUCUGCCUUCCAUGUCGCUGCAGACCCUUCUCAAGGUGCCAUCAAGGUGCAAAUUCAAGACUAGAACAUGGUGGCUAGUGGUAAUUGUAGAAUAUUCACGUAGUUUGGGUUUGGGUAGUAACUCUUGUACUUCAUCAUAUACUUGUUCGUGGGUCAAAACAUUAUAGCGUAUCAGGGAUUGGAUCACCGUGUGCCAUUCACUCACAAAACUACCGAUUCUGAGAGAAGAGCCUCUUGCAGGUCACUACAGUGAUUGCUUGUUGGCCCCGUCGGAUACACAACAAGCCCAUGCUACGUGGUAGAUUAUCAGAGUCAA
Suillus discolor is the source of this 1455-nucleotide messenger RNA. Its product is annotated as chaperonin 10-like protein. The coding region runs from base 148 to 1203 and encodes 351 amino acids. Lineage: Eukaryota; Fungi; Basidiomycota; Agaricomycetes; Boletales; Suillaceae. The record is from RefSeq and is a predicted model, not a curated record. The transcript has 10 exons. Gene Ontology annotation, biological process: D-sorbitol catabolic process. Gene Ontology annotation, molecular function: L-iditol 2-dehydrogenase (NAD+) activity; zinc ion binding.